AUGGGGAUCUUAGACUUCUUGGUGCGUAUCCGCCGCAUCAGGAGACCGGCUGGCGUUUUAAUCCUAGGUCUCGACAACGCUGGCAAGACAAGCAUUCUGCGUCAGCUCAGCGACGAGGACGUCUCUAACGUUGCACCCACGCAGGGAUUUCAGAUUAAGAAGCUCGUCUCCGGCGGGAUCAAGCUUAACGUGUGGGAUAUGGGAGGUCAGCGUGCGGCGCGCUACUACUGGCGUCAGUACUUUAAACAAGCCGACAUCAUCAUCUACGUUGUGGAUGCGGCCAAUCCCCGACGCAUCCACGAGGCACGCUGUGAGCUGGAGCACCUCCUCGAGGAGGAGAAGGUGGCUGGGGUGCCAAUGCUUUUCUUCGCGAACAAGCAGGAUCUACUUGGUGCGCUGUCGGUAGAAGAGAUUACUGUAGCGCUCAAUUUGACAGAUUUGCGAGACCGGCGCUGGCACAUUCAGGCGUGCUCAGCCAAGACAGGUGAGGGGCUGGAUGAGGGCAUCAGUUGGGCUGUGAAGCAGGUGAAGAAGUAA
This is a messenger RNA of Leishmania braziliensis MHOM/BR/75/M2904, 537 nucleotides long. Its product is annotated as putative ADP ribosylation factor 3. Gene Ontology annotation, biological process: cilium assembly. The record is from RefSeq and is a predicted model, not a curated record. Gene Ontology annotation, cellular component: cytoplasm; microtubule cytoskeleton. NCBI's taxonomy places the organism in Eukaryota, Euglenozoa, Kinetoplastea, Trypanosomatida, Trypanosomatidae. Gene Ontology annotation, molecular function: GTPase activity; GTP binding. The coding region runs from base 1 to 537 and encodes 178 amino acids. The transcript has a single exon.